UUGUUCUUGGGUCGAAUGACCCAAAACCCGUUUAGUUUCGACCCACCCAAGCCCAAUACCCUCCCAUUCCUCUCCUCUGUUUCACUAAAAAGACCUUCUCCCUCUGCUUCGUUCUUUCUCCCGCCACCACAGCUAACAGUGGUGCUGCUAGAAUUGAGAAUUGAAGAAUGGACGACAGCAUGAAGCAAUUCCAGAAAAUCUUAAUUGAGCAUGAGACUCAAGCUGAGCAACUCUUUCUAGCCAAACACCAGCUGGUUGAAAAUGAUAGGGUGAGGAAUGGGAACAGAGAAGCACUUACAUCUUUGAGGAAGAUAGCUCGAACAACGAAAACUAGUGUUCCAUCUCCUUUUGAGUCGAUGAUGAAGGAGAUUGGGGGAGCUCAAUCAAGACCCCUGGUGAAGGAGGUUUGCCCCACCUGUGGCAACCAUGACUCAAAUGAGCGCACAUGGAUGAUGUUCCCUGGAACUGAUGUCUUUGCUAGGAUUCCAUUUCAUGCUGCCCAUACCAUCUUGGAGAAAGAUCAAGAACAACUCGACUUUGAUUCCAGAAGGCUACAGAGCACUAUGAAGGAGAAAUCUCUUGUGCUUUCAGAAACAGGUGCCCUUGCUGACAAGAUCUGUCCUGGUGUGCUAAAAUCCUUGGUAACCCUCACAGACAAACCUAAGUGAGUUCGCUCAGCUUGAUGGUAUCAUCCACUUUCAGUUUACCCUCAUCCACUCCAAUUGCACCCCAAGGCGAAAGGAACAAAAAAUUUCUCCCCAACAGCAUCAGUAGCAUAGCUUUUGUAGAUUAGUGUUGUAUUUUUUCAAGUCUUUGCUACUCCUACUGCACCUAAUGUCAGCAUUCACCUAAGAUGGGGAUUAAAUAUAAUGGAAAUGGCAGAUAUUGUCACAUACUUGGUGUAUGUGGCAGUUUGAAAACUUUGAAUACCUCUUUUGAGUUUUGACACUUUGUGGCAUUGGAAAAUUAGAUGUUAUAACUUUCUUCCA
Molecule: messenger RNA, 989 nt
Organism: Rosa chinensis
Lineage: Eukaryota; Viridiplantae; Streptophyta; Magnoliopsida; Rosales; Rosaceae
Exons: 4
Coding region: 168-668 (166 amino acids)
Source: RefSeq, a predicted model, not a curated record